UAGCAGAGAUCGCUUGAAAACGCGGAGCGAGCGCUGGAGCCCCUGUGCUGCUGUGGGUUUCCUUCCCUGGAGGUCCUCAGCUGAUCCCUGCAGGAAUGGCCCCGGGGCUCAGUGCUGCUCCACCAGUUGUGCUUCUGCUCCUGUCCCUGCUGGGUCUGGCUGCUGCUGGGAAGCUCCUGGUGGUGCCAGUGGAUGGGAGCCACUGGCUGAGCAUGCGGGAGGUGGUGGACAUGCUGAGGCAGAAGGGACACGAGGUGGUCGUGGUGGCACCUGAAGUGACUUUGCACAUCAAACCAUCAAAUAACUUUGUUAUGAAAAUGUACUCGGUCUCCUACACAAAGGAAGCAUUGGAGAAAGCAUUCCAGGCCUUUUUUCAUAGUUCCUUUGAAGAAGGUUGGAUUUUGAAGAGAUUACUGAAAGGGUACAAGGGUAUGAAAGCCCUCACUGACUGUUGGGUCACCAGCUGUGUGCGGCUGCUGCAGAACAAGGAGCUCAUCAGGUACCUUGAGGAGAGCAAGUUUGAUGCCAUCCUUACAGACCCUGUGGCAACUUGUGGGAUGAUCCUGGCUGAGCAUCUUUCCCUUCCUUCUGUGUAUUUCUUACGAGGAGUCCCGUGUGGGUUAGACUUAGAUGCCAGGCUGUGUCCCAAUCCUCCUUCCUAUGUGCCCAGGGUAUUUACUGACCUUACAGACCGCAUGUCCUUUCUGCAGCGAGUGAAGAAUCUGCUCUUUGAAAUUCCAAAUGGUUUCCUCUGUGAUUUUGUCUUUUAACACUACUCAAAACUGGCUUAAGAGUUCCUGCAGCGGGAGGUGACUUUGCAGGAUCCCUUACGGAAGGGCUCUGUUUGGCUCUUGAGGAUGGAAUUUGUGCUAGACUACCCCAGACCCUUGAUGCCCAACAUGAUUCCCAUUGGAGGAGUAAACUGUGCUCACAAGGGUCUGCCUCAGGUGGGUCACACUCUUUUUUUAAUCCAUUCCUUGAUUGAUUCUGUGUUCAGGAGGGUGGAGUUCUGUGUUGUGAUAGAAAUCAGGUUCCCAAUUUCUGGCGAGUGA
Haemorhous mexicanus (house finch) is the source of this 1052-nucleotide messenger RNA. RefSeq names its product UDP-glucuronosyltransferase 1A1-like. The record is from RefSeq and is a predicted model, not a curated record. Lineage: Eukaryota; Metazoa; Chordata; Aves; Passeriformes; Fringillidae. Gene Ontology annotation, molecular function: UDP-glycosyltransferase activity.